AUGGCUUUGAUCUCCAGCGUCGCGGCGGCUGCUCUAGCUGCCACUGGUAUGUAUCUCGAUGCCAAAUACUCCGUCAGGAGUGAUAUCGCACAGGUUCGAGGAGCCAAGCGACUUCAACAGUACGCCGAGGAUAUGUUCAAAGAACAUGGCGAGGAUGACUGGUCAUUCUACCAUGUCCUCCAUUCUACAUAUGCCGACAAUCACCAUACGAACAAGGAAGCAUUCGUAUUUGAGGGUCGGACUUGGACCUAUCGCCAGCUUCGCGAGGAGAUUGGUCGAUUGGCCGAAGCUUUCCAGCGGCUGGGGAUCAAGAACAGGACCGUGGUGGGAAUGUUUAUCAACAACUCGCCAGAGUUUCUCAUCGCGUGGUGGGCGCUAUAUAAAAUCGGCGGCAUUCCCGCCCCAAUCAAUACAGCCAUCACGGGUCGUCACAUCAGGCACUGUCUCAAGAUCAGUCAGUCCGAGGUUUUCAUCACCACAUAUGAGCUGUGGGACAUUGCCGUAAAAGCACUGUCUGCGGGCACGGGAAACGAAUCUUCACAGCUACCUCAUCUGCGGGCGACUGUCCUGUACGACUACAAUUCGUACCCGCCCACUACCUCGGAACUCCCAGAGGUAUAUCUGGUAAAGCAUGACGGCCUGCCCCCUGUCACUCCGGAGAUGGGAGACUUCCCCAAAUCAACGAGACCCAAGGUUGGCCCCACCGAUGCUGCGCAGUACCUGUUCACAUCCGGAACGACGGGAAUGCCCAAAGCACUCAAUUGGCCGUUGGGAUACAACCACUUGACCGGGUGCUCCAAGAGAUGGCCGGGGAUGCAAGAAAAAUACCGACGGUUCUACAUCUGUUUGCCCAUGUUUCACGGCACGGCGUCAUUUGCAGCGUUGCCGGCCACUUUUGCCUCAUCCGGAACCGUCAUUCUUGCCAGGCGAUUUUCACGUCGGGAGUUCUGGGCCGAUUGCCGUCGAUCCCAUGCGAAUGCGAUCCUCUACAUUGGUGAGAUGUUCCGAUACCUGGUUCAGGCAUCUCUAGAUCCUCGAUUUCCGGAUGAGAAGAAUCAUGGAGUCGAUCUAGCCUUUGGGCUUGGUCUUGCCCCCAACGUUUGGCGAGCAGUAAGGGAAAGAUUCGGCAUUCCCUGGAUUGUGGAAUAUUAUUCAGCGAGUGAGGCUACCGUCUCCCUGAUUAAUUCAAACAAGAAUGAUCUCGGUGUUGGCAAAGUCGCUCGAUGGGGGCCAAUCAUGCGCAGUCGGUGGUUCGGGCAGAACACCUUCUACAUUGUCAAAACCGACAUCGAAAGCGGAGAGUUGGUGAGAGAUCCCAAGACGGGGUUCUGUAUCCCGACAAAGCCCGGGGAGAUAGGGGAGUCCAUAUGUAGGAUUGCUCCACCGAUCCAGAGAAAACAUGAUUAUGUUGGCGAGGGUGGUGCAGAUGCCACUCGGAAGAAAACCUUGACGAAUGUCUUUGAGAAGGGCGAUGAGUUCUUCCGGAUCGGAGAUGCUUUGAUGAUAGAUAAAGACGGCUUCAUUUCAUUUCAUGAUCGGUUAGGCGACACCUACCGUGCAAAAGGACACAAUAUUUCCACCACCGAGGUCGAGAACUGGCUCAGUCGGCACCCUCGCAUUGCAUCGGUGAACGUAUAUGCAAUUGCCAUGAAUCACUAUGGAUACGAUGGACAACUGGGUUGUGCAGCAAUCACCUUGCAUGAUGUUGCUCCCGGUCAAUUUGAACGCGUGCAAAAUGAAACGAUGUCACAACUGGAACGCUGGCUUCGGACUUCAGAGAGCGCUCUUCCGGCGUACGCCGUACCCCGAUUCGUCAGGGUCCUGGUCAACGAGGAUGCAGUUCCAGACCAAGGAGGGAUGACUGGCGAUAGUGGUAGCGAACGGGUUUCAGUCAUCAUGAAAAAACUGAAGACAGGACUCCGAAAGGAUGGCUUUCGGAUCCCUGCAGGCAACAAGGACAAGAUGUAUUGGAUCGAGAGGGAGGGUUCAGGUUUUGUGCCGUUGACUGCCUCCGCCAUUCAAAUGCUUGUUUCCGGCAAGGCCCAGCUAUGA
Messenger RNA from Rhinocladiella mackenziei CBS 650.93, 2052 nucleotides. RefSeq lists its product as uncharacterized. The transcript is spliced from 3 exons. The record is from RefSeq and is a predicted model, not a curated record. The coding region runs from base 1 to 2052 and encodes 683 amino acids. Gene Ontology annotation, molecular function: long-chain fatty acid transmembrane transporter activity; long-chain fatty acid-CoA ligase activity. Lineage: Eukaryota; Fungi; Ascomycota; Eurotiomycetes; Chaetothyriales; Herpotrichiellaceae.